Molecule: messenger RNA, 1131 nt
Organism: Abrus precatorius (Indian licorice)
Lineage: Eukaryota; Viridiplantae; Streptophyta; Magnoliopsida; Fabales; Fabaceae
Product: gibberellin 20 oxidase 2-like
Exons: 3
Coding region: 1-1131 (376 amino acids)
Biological process (GO): flower development; gibberellin biosynthetic process; response to light stimulus
Molecular function (GO): gibberellin 20-oxidase activity
Source: RefSeq, a predicted model, not a curated record
AUGGCAUCAAGCGAUGACACCGCUCAUGUUCUUCACCCUCCAUCUGAGGAUCUGAAGGAUAAAAAAACAGCCUAUGACUUCAACUUGUUGCAAAAGGAAGCAAAAAUGCCAGAAGAGUUCGUUUGGCCUUCUGGGGAUUUGGUGAAAGGCAGUGAAGAAGCACUUGAUGCACCCAUCAUAGACUUAAAAGCCAUAAAGAACGAUGAAAGUGCUAUGGCCUCUGCAGCUGAACUUGUGAAGAAGGCAUGCAUGAAACAUGGCCUUUUUGAAGUGACCAACCAUGGUGUUGACCCUCUUCUCAUCAUUGCUGCUCAUAAAGAGUUUGACACCAUUUUCAAUCUUUCCAUGAGCAAGAAGCUGAGUGCUGGGACUAAAACUAAUGUGUAUGGGUACUCAAGUGCUCAUGCAGAGCGCUUUUCUUCUAGUUUGCCUUGGAAAGAGACGUUUACUUUCCCUUAUAGUCACAUCCAUGAAUCUCAGACACAGGUUGUUGACUUUUUCAAAUCUGCCUUAGGAGAAGAGUUUCAACACACCGGGUUGGUAUAUCAAAGAUAUUGCAAUGCAAUGAAGGAAAUUACUGAGGUUGUUUUGGAGUUAUUGGCCAUUAGCUUAGGUGCAGAUAGUUUGUAUUAUAAGAAAUUUUUCGAAGAUGCUGAAACAAUAAUGAGGUGCAACUCUUAUCCUCCAUGCAAUGAUUUCAAACUCACAUUUGGAAUUGGUCCUCACUGUGAUCCAACUUCAAUAACCAUUCUUCAUCAAGAUCAAAUUGGAGGUCUAGAAAUUUUUGUUGAUGAUCAAUGGGUGCCUGUUCGCCCUCGACCUCACACCUUCAUAGUCAACAUAGGUGACACAUUUACGGCAUUGUCGAACGGGUUAUACAAGAGUUGCUUCCAUAGGGUAUGGUGUAACACACAAGUGGUGAGGAGAUCACUGUCUUUCUUUCUGUGCCCAAAAGGAGACAAAAUAGUGAAACCCCCCAACAAUCUCUUUAGCAAAGAAGAGGAAAGGAACUAUCCUGAUUUCACCUGGUUAGACUUUUAUCAGUUUACACAGAAGCAUUACAGGGUCGAUGGUGACACUCUACAACGUUUCGUGUCCUGGCUUCGCGCUUCUAAGCCAUCCAACUUAUAG